UUUAUUCCCCAAUAAGUGGUUCAUUUUUCAAGACAAUUGUGAAAAAGCGCCGCGGAACUUAUUCUGAAGGGCGGGACCGGAUGUAGUCAUGCGCGACUGUGGUUAACUUCACUGUGUUUCCUUUUUUCAGUAAUCGGGUCCUCAGGUCGGUUCUCCGGAUACAAGCAACGAGAUGUCCCCGAUAAUGCUGCUGCUCCUCGGCCUCCUGCUGCUGAUACUCGGCCUCCUGCUGCGAGGCCGCAAGAGACGAGAUGGUGAACCUCCGCUCAUCAAAGGCUGGAUUCCGUACGUCGCAAAGCUUGAGUUCGGUCGCGAUGCCCACAAGUUUCUAGAAGAACACAAGAAGAAGUUUGAGGACGUUUUCACAGUUCCGGCUAGCAGUAAAUACAUGACCUUCGUCAUGGACCCUCUGCUGUAUCCCAGCGUCAUCAGACACGGCCGACAGCUGGACUUCCACGAGUUCUCCGACAAGGUGGCGCCCGUCACCUUCGGCUACCCGCCCAUCCGCGGGGGCAAGUUCCCCGGCCUGCCGGAGCAGAUCGGCCGCACCUUCCAGCUCCUCCAGGGUGACGGCCUCUCGGCCCUCACGGAGAGCAUGAUGAGCAACCUCCUGCUGCUGUUUCGUCAGGACCACCUGGGCGGGCCGCCGCCGGGGGGGGCGAGCGGCGACUGGAGGAGCGCCGGCAUGUACGAGUUCUGCAACUCCAUCAUGUUCGAGGCCACCUUCCUCACCAUCUACGGCAGGCCGGCGUCCGCCAGCCGCCACUCCGACACCGGCCUGCUGAGGCGGGACUUUGUGCGGUUCGACAACAUGUUCCCGUUGCUCAUCGCUCAGAUCCCCAUCCGACUGCUGGGACGGACCAAGGCCGUAAGGGACAAGCUGAUCGACUACUUCCUGCCGCACAGGAUGUCCCGCUGGGCCGACACUUCGCUGUUUAUCAGGACGCGAUCAGAGCUGUUUGAGCAGUACGACGCUCUCGGGGACGUCGACAAAGCAGCUCAACACUUCGCCAUCCUCUGGGCGUCGGUGGGAAACACCAUCCCUGCCACCUUCUGGGCCAUGUACCACCUGGCGCGUCACCCCGAGGCCCUAAGGGAGGCGCGCCGGGAAAUUCAGUCCGUCCUGGGACUCGGGGACGGAGUCCCGUUCAGCAGCAGCCGGGACGUGAGGCUCGACAGGGAGCAGCUGGAGAAGCUGGUGUAUCUGGAGAGCGCCAUCAGCGAGAGCCUCCGCCUCUCCUCGGCGUCCAUGAACAUCCGCGUGGCCCAGGAGGACUUCAGCCUGCGGCUGGACGCCGGGCGCUCGGUGGCCGUCAGGAGGGGAGACUUCGUUGCCCUCUACCCUCAGACCAUGCACAUGGACCCCGAGAUCUACGAGGAGCCACAGUCGUUCCGAGCCGACCGCUUCCUGCAGGACGGCGUGGAGAAGACUGACUUCUACAAAGACGGCCAGCGGCUCCGGUAUUACCUCAUGCCGUUCGGCUCCGGGUCCUCCCGGUGUCCCGGACGGUUCUUCGCCGUUAACGAGAUCAAGCAGUUCCUGUGCGUGCUGCUGCUCUGUGUGGACCUGCAGCUGGAGGACGGGCAGGCCGGGGCCACGCUGGACGCCAGUAGAGCCGGACUGGGGAUCCUGCUGCCCGCCGCCGACGUACGCUUCCGCUACCGGCCGCGAAACAUGUGACAUUCGCCCGGCAUGGCGGCCCCCCGGCGCCCCCUCAGCCAAUCGGCAGCUUUGGGUGUCAGUAGAUGCACAAAACUCAAUUGCUUUAGAUCUUUUCAUACCACCAUCUCUGAUACACGGAGACAUUAUUUAGACGGUUGAAUAGAGACCAAUACUAUGUGUACUACCAAUACUUCACGCUGUUCUUUAUUAUUUACUGUCAUUAGUGUUUUAAAAGAACAGUCCAACAUUUCAGGAAACAAUAGCUUAGCACAAAUACUUGAAAAACAUCUACUCUCUUACGUUUUCUACGUUUCUAUGAUGCUAACAGCACCAGAGACGGCGUAGCAUUAGCUCAGGCUGAACCCUCACGCGUUGGCCGUCUACAUUCAGGACUUAUCAAGCGGCGUCAGGUUUAUAGUCAUCAACCGGCUAACUAAUGAUUAGCAUUAUGCUUCAACUGGUUAGCUCAAAGUCCAAACAGAAGCUUCUAGAAACAGGCUAGCCGCUAGCUGAAUGCUAUGUUUUGUGACAUCCAAGGGAGACGUCUUCCGGAUUCAAAAUGUUAGCAUUAGCACAAAGCUAGCCAACAGGAAUCCUCCUUCCAACAGCUCCAAGUCCGUCCGAUUGUUGAGCCAAACAACAGCUGUUCAAUCUGGUCUUUGUAGUAAACAAUCGAUUGUGACGUUUAGCUUCACCUGCUUUAAUAUUUAGUCCAUGAGUUAAAUAAUUGGGUUAAAAUGGUGUAAUGCUGAUUAUAUCCAAAUGAUGAAAAUGUUCUUUCCUAUAAAGUGAUUUGUGAUUAAUCAACA
Molecule: messenger RNA, 2472 nt
Organism: Gasterosteus aculeatus aculeatus (three-spined stickleback)
Lineage: Eukaryota; Metazoa; Chordata; Actinopteri; Perciformes; Gasterosteidae
Source: RefSeq, a predicted model, not a curated record